AUGGAUGACGCAGACGAAGCUCACAGGAACAAGCCAGGGAGACAGGAGGAGGCAAAUUUUCAGCAGCCAAGCAAAGCAACCACUAACCCGGUGACCCCUAUAUCUACCUCGCAUAGUGGCAUGGCCUUCCAUCUGGCAUCUGCUGAUCUGCGUCAGUCCAAUUCUCAUCCAGUGCCUGCCGGCUGCCGCAAGCUCGAAUUGGCGGCCGCCAUGGCCGUGGCGCCUGACCAGCAGCAGCCACCUGCAGGGGGAGGGUCUUCCUCGCCGUCUCCUCGCCUCCACGACACCACCCUCGUGCCGCCGUCUCCGUCACCGCCGGAGACCUCGCUCCCGCUCACCUUCUUCGACGUCUUCUGGCUGCACUCCACGCCCGUCGAGCGCCUCUUCCUCUACCGCCUCGGCCCCGACGCUGACGUCGCCGCCAUCAUUUCCAACCUCCGGGACUCCUUGCACCAGGCCGUCCGCGCAUUCUACCCGCUCGCCGGCCGCGUCCGCCUCACCCCCGGUACGUCCGACCACUACGAGCUGCACUACCGCCCGGGUGACGCCGUCACCUUCACGGUCGCCGAGUGCGACGACGACGACGCGGACGCGCACUUCGACGGCCUCGCCACCGACGAGCCCCGGGAGGUUGCCAAGAUCGCCACGCUCGUGCCGCCGCUGCCGGAGGGCGGCGGGCUGUUCGCCGUUCAGGCCACGCUCCUUCCCGCCCGCCGCGGCCUCGCCAUCGGCGUCACCGUGCACCACGCCGCCUGCGACGGCUCGGGCUCCACGCACUUCCUGCACACCUGGGCGGCCGCCUGCAGAGGCGGCGCCGAACCGCCGCCGCUGCCUCCUGUGAUCGACCGGACUCUCCUCGCCGACCCAAGGCGCCUGUACGACAUCUUCGUCCAAACGGCGCCGAGCACGGAAGAGUAUGAGAUGGCCGAGAUGUCCGCCGACCAGCUCUUCGCCACGUUCGCGCUGUCCAAGGACGACCUGAAGCACAUCAAAGACGUCGUGGCCGACGAGGCCGCGAGGCGCGGCGUCGCGCCGCCCCGGUGCUCCUCUCUGGUUGCCACCUUCGGCCUCGUCUGGUCGUGCUACCAGCGAGCCAAGGAGGGCAGCGGCGCCGGCGCCAGAGAGGGCCCGGUGACCUGCAUGGGCUUCCCCGUCGACCACCGCUCGCGGAUGAAGCCUCCCCUGCCGGACAAGUACUUCGGCAACUGCGUCGGCCCAGCGUUCGCGCUGGCACCAACGGGCGAGGUGGCCGUGGCCGGCGCUGGCGGGCUCUUCAGCGCGUGCGCCGCCGUCGCCUCCUCCAUCGACGAAGCUGUACGCGACAUCGGGACGUCAAGCAUGGCGGCGUGGAUGGACCGCAUCAGGGAGGUACUCCCGAUGGGUUUACUGACCGUGGCCGGCUCGCCGAGGUUCCGCGUCUACGACCUGGACUUCGGAUUCGGCCGGCCGGCGAAGGUGGACGUCGUGUCCGUGGCGAGGACCGGCGCAAUGGCGGUGGCGGAGAGCCGGGGUGGCGACGGCGGGAUAGAGGUGGGGAUCUCUCUGCAGCCGGCUGCCAUGGAGAGGUACAGGCAGUGCUUCGCGGAUGCUAUGGCGUGGCUCCACCAGAGGACAUGA
This is a messenger RNA of Miscanthus lutarioriparius, 1617 nucleotides long. The record is from the annotation of a GenBank genome assembly. NCBI's taxonomy places the organism in Eukaryota, Viridiplantae, Streptophyta, Magnoliopsida, Poales, Poaceae.